Volvox carteri f. nagariensis is the source of this 764-nucleotide messenger RNA. RefSeq lists its product as uncharacterized. NCBI's taxonomy places the organism in Eukaryota, Viridiplantae, Chlorophyta, Chlorophyceae, Chlamydomonadales, Volvocaceae. The annotation marks the transcript as partial. The record is from RefSeq and is a predicted model, not a curated record. The transcript has a single exon.
AGCAGGCUGUUGCCAUGCGUGUCAAGGACGCCGAGUUCGAUCACACCACGGCGGACACAUGGUACUAUGAAGGCGCCCCUUACAUCCUGCUGGAUACCGCCUGCGCUGAAGCCGGCGCGUUCCACAACAAUGAGGUUGAAGCCUGUGGCCUUCUAACGGACGAGCAAGAACCACCAGAUGAUGGCACCGGACCGUACCGGCGGCUACAGUACCUCCCUGCCGCCAUCCUUGUACACCCGAUCCACGGUCACAAACCCACCACGAUCCUGCAGGGCUCGCACGACCUCGCCAGCCACGGUGCUACUUUUGCGCUCCGACCCCGUGCCAGCAAGGAGCCUGCGACCGUCCUGAUGCCCGCCACCAACACCGGCACCGCACCCAAAGCCAUCAAACGCAUCAACUUCGGCCUCGGUGACUGGUUCGUUGUCACGGACCACUGGGUACAGGGCCGAACAUUCCGCGAGUGCUGGGUCGUCGACCUCAGUGUACCACCGAAAGGGAUCAAGCGUGCCACUCUCUUCGUCCUCCUCACCCGCUUCAAAUCCCUCGAUGACAUUCACCUCCUGCGCCCACUCUACACCACCCCGACCGAACGCCGCAGCGUGGUCACCGCCUUCCAGCGCGCCACCAGGCUGACCGAUGACCUAGCCGCUGAACUGCGUUUGCUGGACGCCACAGCAGCCGACACACGCCGACGCUACCGGAACGAAUUCCGGUGGGCGGAACAGCUGGAGAUGCGCCGUGCACCCGACACCGCCACCUAA